This is a messenger RNA of Musa acuminata AAA Group (dessert banana), 1082 nucleotides long. Its product is annotated as agamous-like MADS-box protein AGL11. The record is from RefSeq and is a predicted model, not a curated record. Gene Ontology annotation, biological process: positive regulation of transcription by RNA polymerase II. The coding region runs from base 203 to 907 and encodes 234 amino acids. Gene Ontology annotation, molecular function: protein dimerization activity; RNA polymerase II cis-regulatory region sequence-specific DNA binding; DNA-binding transcription factor activity, RNA polymerase II-specific. NCBI's taxonomy places the organism in Eukaryota, Viridiplantae, Streptophyta, Magnoliopsida, Zingiberales, Musaceae. The transcript is spliced from 8 exons. Gene Ontology annotation, cellular component: nucleus.
GGAUACAAUGACAGCUCUCGUUAAAAGGAGGCCGCUGCGGCGUCCAUGCAGUCUGGCUUCCCCUCUCUUCUUCUCCUCAGUCCUCUGGUGGAUCCCGAGGACCCCGGCGAGGCAAAGCCUAGGCUCCGAUACUGAAGGAGAUUAGGGCUGGGUUUCUAAUUAGGAAGAAGCUCAACCUCGGUUCACCAAAGAGAUCAAAGAGAUGGGAAGGGGUAAGAUUGAGAUCAAGAGGAUCGAGAACACCACCAAUCGCCAAGUCACAUUCUGCAAGCGGAGGAGCGGGUUGCUGAAGAAAGCUUAUGAAUUGUCUGUGCUUUGUGAUGCCGAGAUCGCCCUGAUCGUGUUCUCCAGCCGCGGCAGACUUUACGAGUACUCCAACAACAACAUAAAAUCAACAAUUGAGAGGUACAAGAAGGCAUGUGCUGAUACUUCAAAUUCAGGUGCCAUUGUAGAUGUCAAUUCCCAACACUAUUAUCAGCAAGAAUCUGCAAAACUGCGCCACCAGAUCCAAAUAUUACAAAAUGGAAACCGGAACUUAAUGGGUGACUCUCUAAGUUCUCUAAGUGUCAAGGAGCUUAAGCAACUAGAAAACCGACUCGAAAGAAGCAUCACAAGGAUCAGAUCAAAAAAGCAUGAGUUGCUGUUUGCAGAAAUUGAGUAUAUGCAGAAAAGGGAAUCGGAGCUACAAAGUGACAAUUCCUACCUGAGAGCCAAGAUAGCAGAGAAUGAACGAGCGCAGCAGCUAAGCAUUAUGCAAGCGGGGACCGAGUAUUAUACUCUUCCAACGUUUGAUCCCAGGAACUACUACCACACAAAUAUGUUGGAGGCAGCAGCCGAUUACUCGCAUCACCAAGACCAAACAACUCUCCAUCUUGGCUAUGACACUAAAACUGAUUCUGCUGCAUGAAGUUAAUUCUUAUGGAAUAGCUUCCUUGUUGUUAUGAGGUGUUCAUGGAGAUAUAUCAGAAGUCAGAAUUAUCUUUGACAAACUGUCUUUCUUGAGAUCCUGUUGCUUACUACUACAUGUCUUGACAUAAAUCAUAUCAACUGUAUUAGAUGGCAGUUGCAGAUGACUUUGAAAA